AUGGGCGAAUUUGCCGUCUAUGAAGCAUUUAGUCCGCUGGACUAUCUGCAGAGUUACUAUGGGCAACUGGACAGCGAGGCCGACGGCCUGCUGAACUUUCUGGUUGAGCAGUUUGAACACAUUGAAGCCGGCGCCAGAGUCCUUGAAUUUGGUGGCGGUCCCACCUUAAUUGGUCUGAUUCCUGCGGCGCGAAGGGCAGCUUCCAUACACUUCUGCGACUAUGUUGCGGAAAACCGGCAGUUUGUCGAACGGUGGUUGGCCGGAGACGAACAGGAAUUCGACUGGCACGUAUUUGUCGAACGCUGCUUGCAGUUUGAAGGUAUCCCUCAUCCUGAUGCGGGUCAGAUCGAAGCGCGCUGUGAGCUGAUCAGGUCUGUUGUUGGGCCUGUCACCUCCUGUGAUGUUUACCAGCGUCCACCCAUCCAGAGCGACCACCUUUUUGACGUGGUCAUUACAAACUACUGCCUGGAUGCGGUUACCAACGACAUCAAAGAGUGGCACCAGCACAUCGAAACUCUGAAACAGAUGCUGCAACCUGGCGGUCUGUUUAUCAUGUCAUCCCUGAAGCAGGCGACCUAUUCUGACUUUGGCGAAACGCGUUAUCCCAACGUGUAUCUGCUUGAAGACGACGUACGUACCGGCCUGAUCCAGGCUGGCUUUGCCGAGCACUCUAUCCGUAUCGCCACAGCACCGGCUGAUCAUGAAUCACGCGAGUACCGUGAACUUGUCCUGAAAAUAGACAUGGUCGCUUACGGCGAACCUCUGGUAGCUCGUUUUGGCGGCGGCAUCGAAGAAGGUAUUUCCGGUGUCCAGCUGAUCGAAACCAGCGCGAUCACAGUACACACCAAUGACAUGGCAAGAGACCUGACAUCAACUACCAGACCCUGUUACGGAAGUAGACAGAUGAACAUGGGUAUAACCAGCGAAACCGCUUCACUGCGAUUUUAUCCCGACUAUUUGCCUGUUUUUCCACACGAGCCGACCCGCGACCGGUUUCAUAUCGGCUACGAGAACGAUCAUCUCGGCGAAGGCGUGCGUUCUCUGGUACCGUUCUCCAUCGGGGAUGUUGUCUUCGCCUGCACCGGCUUCGUGUGUGCUGAGGUCACACAGUUCUCUCUGCAGCUGGCGCCCGGUCUGCACCUGCACGACCCUUACUUCUACGGCAAAAUUCUGCACAGUUGUGAUCCAAACACCUACGUUGAUGUUGCCACCCGCCAAUUCAAAGCCGUGCAGCCGAUUCAACCCGGUGAUUUUGUCACCAUGGAUUAUGCGCAGACCGAAGAUUAUCUGUUCCGCAGAUUUCCCUGUGCCUGUGGGGCAAGCUCGUGCCGCAAAAACGUGCUGGGGCGCUUACAGAUGCCGGCCGCCGACCCGGCAACCGUCUCUGUGCCACCGGCACAGGUUCUAACAGAACUGACAGAUACUCGAUCAACUGCUUGA
Molecule: messenger RNA, 1440 nt
Organism: Symbiodinium pilosum
Lineage: Eukaryota; Dinophyceae; Suessiales; Symbiodiniaceae
Source: the annotation of a GenBank genome assembly